Molecule: messenger RNA, 639 nt
Organism: Symbiodinium necroappetens
Lineage: Eukaryota; Dinophyceae; Suessiales; Symbiodiniaceae
Source: the annotation of a GenBank genome assembly
GCCCAGUGCUAUGUCGGCAGGGCAAGGUCUCUGUCAGGUGGCUCCUCCCACCAUUUCGGAGGCUCUUCGCACUCAGGAAGCUUUGGAUCCUCCUACCAGGGCGGCUCGUAUGGAGGCUCCCACUAUCACGGUGGUUCCUACUACCACCAGGGAGGCUCUUUCCAGGGUGCUGGCUCUUCUGCUUACACCCUGGGAGACUUCGACAGCGAUGGUGAUUCCUCGUACACCUACCAUCAUUCCCAUCAUGGGAUUAGGCCACCUUAUGGGGGCUCUUACCAAGAUGAUGGCUACCAUGGCGGCUCUUCGUACACCGUCGGGGGCUCAUAUCACGAUGGUGAUUCCUCCUACCAUCACGGUGGCUACCAUGGCAGCUCGUCGUACACCCUCGGGGGCUCAUACCACGAUGGUGAUUCCUCUUACACCUACCAUCAUUCCCAUCAUGGGAUUAGGCCACCUUGGGGGGGCUCUUACCAAGAUGAUGGCUACCAUGGCAGCUCUUCGUACACCGUCGGGGGCUCAUACCACCAUGGUGGAUCCUCGCACUACGAGCACGGUGGCUACCACUCCUACCAUCAUAGUGGCCACUCGCACAAAAUGGGGGGCCACUACAAGAUGCGCGGUUCCUACAGCUCUCACCAC